Molecule: messenger RNA, 904 nt
Organism: Notechis scutatus (mainland tiger snake)
Lineage: Eukaryota; Metazoa; Chordata; Lepidosauria; Squamata; Elapidae
Source: RefSeq, a predicted model, not a curated record
GAGGCCUUGGCUGACCUGGGCACCAGGCUGCACCUCACUGCCAAGGCCAAGCAGGGGCUGGCACUGUGCACCCACACGCUCCCCGCCCAGGAGGCCGCCUGCCUGCUGCUGAUCCAGACCCUCCAGCGGGAGCACCGAGACCUCCUCUGGGGACAGCCGGACUCCUCCUCCACAGAAAGCAGCAGCAGCAGCAGCGAGGAGGAGGAAGACUCUGGGAGAGGGGACCCUGGUGCAAAUCUAGACAUGCCCAAACCCUGCAGGCUGCCGCAUUUGGAAGCAAUUGAAGCUCCGGGGAGCUCAGCUGCUUUCUCCUCUGCCGACAUUCAGGCCUGGGUGCCCGACGGAGCUCCCUACAGGCCGCUUCCAGCUGCACCCAACACUGCGGAGGGAAGCCUGGACCGGAGGAAGCCGGAAGCCCUGGUGCUCUCGGUCCUGGAGACUUUGACUCGGAUCCGGGCGCUGAAGGAACGUCUGGAGGGCCUUUGGGUUGCCCUGGAGGAGAAGAGCCAGGACUGCAGGGCCCACGAGGCCCAGGAGCUGGAGCUCAUGCAGGAAUUCUUCCAAGCCCAUAGCGCCCUGCUCCUCGCCUACCAGAAGGCCCGCCAGAAGCAGGAGAGCCAGGUGGGGCAGCUGGAGACGCAGGUGGGGCUGAUGACCAGGCGCCAGGCCAAGCAGCGCCAGGCUCUCCUGCAAACCCUCCAGCAGCUGCAGCGGCCCCCAGGGGCCCCUCCUGGCCUCCCCCAGGCCCCUGGGCCCAGUGAGAGCCCCCUGGAGCCACCCAGGAAUUUGGGGGUCCCCUCUUCUUUCUGGAGCAGAAAGUGAGGCUUUGAUGGACACCCACAAGCCCCCCCAACGGAGGACCCAGGUGGUUGGGGGCACAAGAGGCUCUGAAACCCCUGAGAAG